Ambispora leptoticha is the source of this 1381-nucleotide messenger RNA. The record is from the annotation of a GenBank genome assembly. Lineage: Eukaryota; Fungi; Glomeromycota; Glomeromycetes; Archaeosporales; Ambisporaceae.
CGGAGCAGGACUAUCGGGUCUUCGUGCGGCCCAACUAUUUCAUAAAGCUGGAUACAAGGUUACUGUGCUGGAAGCAGAUAAUCGUAUCGGGGGACGAGUAAUGGGUUUUGAAUUGAAAAAUGGACAAAAAGUUGAUCUUGGAGGUCAAUGGGUCGGAAAAACACAAAAACCAAUAUUGGAUCUAUUGAACGAGCUCGGCGUCGAAACUUACGAACAAUACAAUAAAGGUCAAAAAAUACAUUGGCGAAGGAAAGGUGCCACAAAGUCGUUUAGUAGCUCAUCGCAAAUACCGCCAUUGAAUUUCUUUGCUUUACUUGAUCUACAAUUUAACGUUAUUUUGACUUUGGAUCGAUUGAUGAAAGAGAUAAAUUUGGAUUAUCCGAAAAAAUCAAAAAAUGCCGAAUACUGGGAUUCUAUAACUGUUGAAUCAUGGGCAAAAUCAAAAGUUAAAACCACAAGCGCAAGAGAAUUACUAGACGUAGCAAUACGCAUGAUAUGGGGAGCCGAAGCGAAAGAAAUGUCAAUGUUAUAUUUCUUGAUGUAUUUAAAAUCCGGGGGAGGAAUCAUAAAUUUAUCUGAGACGAAAGACGGCGCACAGGAAUAUAAAAUCAAAGGGAGCGCACACAACGUAGCACACCUCUUAAAAGAAAAACUUCCGGAAGAUUCUGUGCUUCUCGAACAUCAAGUCACUAGCAUUCAUCAUGACGAACACCAAGUCACAGUCUUUAGUGGGGAUAAAUCGUUCACGGGAGAUUAUUUAGUGCUUGCUAUUCCGCCACCAGCACAAUGUAAGAUUGCAAUUGAGCCACCACUUGGGCUGCCGCGUAAUAAAUUAUGUGAGAAGAUAUUCAUGGCUGCCAUGAUAAAAAUAUGUAUAGUCUAUGAAAAAGCUUGGUGGCGUGAAAAAGGAUUUGUUGGCGAGGCAAUUCCCUUUGAUAGUUCGCCAGUCAAAAAUGAUGAUGGAUUGUCACCUUUUUCAAUGGUGGUCGAUGGAUGCAAUGAUGAUUUAUCAGUUACUGCCUUGACAGUAUUCGUUUCUGGGAAACAUGCAAUUGCGCACACGAAGUUACCUCAAGAAGAAACAAAGACCCGAAUUCUCAAUCUUCUCUCGAAAAUAUUUUCCUCCGAAGAUGCGAAACAACCAAUCGAGUACAUUGAAAAGAAUUGGUUGCUGGAUGAGUGGAUUGGUGGUGCCCCCGCUGGGAUCUGUCCACCAGGAUGUCUGAGCUAUUACGGAGACGCACUUCGACAACCAGUUGGAAGAAUAUAUUUCGCAGGAACUGAAACAGCAUACAUGGAUAUGGGAUACAUGUCUGGUGCGAUACAAGCUGGCGAACGAGUUGUGGCAGAUGUUUUAAAGUAUGAAGGGGUUGAAAUGUAG